GACAUUUUUGCUGUCAAAUAUGAGAAAACAACCGUAAAGAAAAACAAAAAAGUACUUUUUUCCCGUCUUUUGCGUUUGGUUUUUCGUCGGUGUUCGAUUGUGUUUUUAAUCCACAAAAAUCGCAAGAAUUUUCUCUAAUCAAUUAAAAAGUGAAUUAAAUCUUAAAGCCUGAAGAACAAUGGCUCCGAAAGCAAACUUCGUUCCAGUUAAACCAAAAGGACAAGCCUUCAAAGAUAAAUCGAAGCCGGCCGAUGUGCGUCUAUCAAAUAUUCAGGCAGCAAAAGCUGUCUCCGAUGCCAUUCGCACUAGCUUAGGUCCACGCGGCAUGGACAAAAUGAUUCAAGCCGGCAAUGGUGAAGUAUCGAUCACAAAUGACGGUGCUACCAUACUUAAACAGAUGAACGUACUUCACCCUGCUGCCAAAAUGCUUGUAGAGCUAUCACGUGCCCAAGAUGUUGAGGCCGGUGAUGGUACAACCUCAGUGGUCGUUAUUGCUGGCGCUUUAUUGGAAGCUAGUGAAAAAUUGUUGCACAAGGGUAUACAUCCCACGGCCAUUUCCGAUUCCUUUCAACGUUGUGCCAAUAAAGCCAUUGAAAUUCUUACGGAAAUGUCAACCCCAAUUGAACUAACUGAUCGUGAAACACUCAUCAAGAGUGCGGCGACUUCUUUAAAUUCUAAAGUGGUUUCUCAACAGAGCAGUCUUUUGGCUCCCAUUGCCGUAGAUGCUGUUUUAAAGGUGGCUGAGCCGGGAAAGGAAGGUGCUGUUGACUUAAAGAAUAUUAAGGUAAUUCGUAGUCUCGGUGGCACCGUCGAAGACACCGAGUUGAUUGAAGGUUUGGUGUUUACUUCGCGUUCGGCUGGUACAAAUGCACCCAAGCGCAUCGAAAAGGCCAAGAUCGGCUUAAUACAGUUCUGCAUUUCGGCACCAAAGACUGAUAUGGAUCACAACGUCAUCGUAUCGGAUUAUGCUGCUAUGGAUCGUGUGCUGAAAGAGGAGCGCUCAUAUAUCUUGAAUAUUGUAAAACAAAUAAAGAAAGCUGGCUGCAAUGUAUUAUUAGUGCAGAAAUCUAUUUUGCGCGAUGCUGUUUCCGAUUUAGCUCAGCAUUUCUUGGACAAGAUUAAGUGCCUUGUUGUUAAGGAUGUUGAACGUGAAGACAUCGAGUUUAUUUGCAAGACCCUUAACUGUCGUCCUAUUGCAUCAUUGGAUCAUUUUGUUGCUGAAAAUUUAGUAAAUGCUGAUCUGGUUGAGGAGGUGGCAAGUGGUACUUCCAAAUUUGUCAAGAUCACAGGCAUUCAGAAUCCUGGACGCACCGUAUCCAUUGUUUGCCGUGGCUCCAAUAAGUUGGUGCUCGAAGAAGCCGCACCUUUGCAUGAUGCCCUCUGUGUAGUGCGUUGUUUGGUGAAGAAGCGCGCUCAAAUCGUUGGCGGUGGUGCACCGGAAAUUGAAAUGGCUUUGCAGUUAGCCGCCUUGCGCAGCAUAGAGGGCGUUGACGCUUAUUGUUUCCGUGCUUUCGCUGAUGCCUUGGAGGUUAUACCAUCCACUUUGGCUGAAAAUGCUGGUCUCAACCCAAUUGCUACCGUAACAGAAUUGAGAAACCGCCAUGCGCAAGGCGAAAAAACAGCCGGUAUUAAUGUGCGCAAGGGUGCUAUUACCGACAUUUUGGCCGAAAAUGUAUUACAACCGCUAUUAGUCAGUAUUUCUGCAAUUUCGCUAUCUACUGAAACAGUGCGUUCCAUUUUGAAAAUUGAUGAUAUCGUAAAUACCAUGGGUUAAAUUUUUAUCAUGCGGUUGGAACAUCCACAUUCGAGGAUUAUCAAAUCUAAACAUUGUGACGUCUAAAAAUUUUCUUUGUUCGCAUUAAUCAUUAAUAUAACUUGAAUUAAAUACAAGGUGCUAGUUCAAGCGCCACCAACUGUUCACUCAAUUUCACUACAAAAAAGAAAAUAUACUUGCUGCUUUAUUUAAUCUUACUAUGUACU
Molecule: messenger RNA, 1980 nt
Organism: Rhagoletis zephyria (snowberry fruit fly)
Lineage: Eukaryota; Metazoa; Arthropoda; Insecta; Diptera; Tephritidae
Product: T-complex protein 1 subunit delta-like
Biological process (GO): protein folding
Molecular function (GO): ATP-dependent protein folding chaperone; ATP binding; ATP hydrolysis activity
Source: RefSeq, a predicted model, not a curated record